Molecule: messenger RNA, 2106 nt
Organism: Scophthalmus maximus (turbot)
Lineage: Eukaryota; Metazoa; Chordata; Actinopteri; Pleuronectiformes; Scophthalmidae
Gene: tbx16
Product: T-box transcription factor 16
Exons: 9
Coding region: 321-1694 (457 amino acids)
Biological process (GO): cell fate specification; positive regulation of DNA-templated transcription; regulation of transcription by RNA polymerase II
Cellular component (GO): nucleus
Molecular function (GO): RNA polymerase II cis-regulatory region sequence-specific DNA binding; DNA-binding transcription factor activity, RNA polymerase II-specific
Source: RefSeq, a predicted model, not a curated record
UUGUGCCACUUCAAAGCCUGGGAAUGGCUCUCUUGACCCCACCCACUCCAGGUCUCCCCUUAAAAGUCACGGUCACCCUGUCCUGCAGGACCUGAAACCUCUGAAAUAUCUUUUCUCUCAAGACUGAGUAACUUCCUGACUCUUCGAGCUGCUGGAUUUCAGAUUUUUUUUUCUCUCUCUCUCUUAUUUUGUCUUACGCAUGAAGGAGGGAGAGCAGCGCUGAAGAAACACCUUGGAUAUCACUGAUAUUUGGAUUGCUCACUGACCAUCUGUGCAUGAACCUUUUCAAGCAUUUUCUGUGCCACUGCUAAACCUGAAGAAUGCAGUCCUUAAGAGACUUGAAGCCCAACUUCAACGGCCCUCCUCCGCCCUCCAUGGCUGCUGGCCCUGAUGCUUAUCUCCAGGGUAACAUCAGGAUGACCCUGGAGGACCCUGAACUCUGGAAGAGUUUUCAUGACAUAGGGACAGAGAUGAUCAUCACUAAACCCGGAAGGAGAAUGUUUCCACACUGUAAAGUGAAUCUCUCCGGCCUUAUUCCAUGUGCUAAGUACAUCCUGCUGGUUGACAUGGUCCCUGAGGACGGUUUCAGGUAUAAGUGGAAUAAAGAGAAAUGGGAGGUGGCAGGAAAAGCGGAGCCCCAGCCUCCCUGCAGGACCUACCUCCACCCGGACUCUCCAGCCCUGGGGAGCCACUGGAUGAAGCAAUCCGUCUCCUUCCUCAAGCUCAAACUUACCAACAACACACUCGACCAGCACGGCCAUAUAAUUUUACAUUCCAUGCAUCGGUACCACCCGCGCUUCCACAUCGUCCAGGCAGACGACCUGUUCAGUGUCCGCUGGAGUGUUUUUCAGACCUUCACCUUCCCAGAGACUUCGUUUACAGCAGUCACCGCUUACCAGAACACCAAGAUUACAAAGCUUAAGAUUGAUCACAACCCAUUUGCAAAAGGUUUCAGAGAGGAGGGCACAUGUAAAAAAAGGCGUGCAAACAAGAACCCAGCCUGCCUUGAAAAGCAACCGAAGAGGUCAGACAUCGUGAACAGGGACUUGGAGGAGGACAUUCCACAAGAUUUCUGUCAGUCAUCAUAUGAGGGUUAUGAUGCAGAGGAAGGGGAGCUGCCUAAAAGGAAAGAGGCUGCCAUCAAAGAUGAGCGUUACUCACCGUGGGCUGCUGAGAGGGAUCAGAGAGGGAGGACUGAAUCUCCUGCUGGGGCAGACGCAAGAGACAUGUACAACGCAGAGCAGCUUGUUCCUGCUCCUGCUUCCUACCAGCCGUACAGGUUCCACGAGUAUGGGAAGUCUCCUUCUCCGUCCUCCAGCAUCGGCAGCAGCCACAGUAGUUCCGAACGCUUUGAGUCCAGGGUCUCCGAUGUCGCCACCGUCCCCGAUCAUGACUCAUCAAAACCCCGUACACAUGAGAUUGGCCCUUCCCCCUGUGGCCCCCAGGACUACACCGGGGUACUCAACAUGACCAUGGCCCAGGCUGGCAAGCCAGGGGUCAUCGGCCAUCACAUCUACAGCCCCUACAGUGCUGAGCAGCCCCUGGGCCAGUGGAGCGGGCCCUGUCCCACCCAGUAUCCACCUCCUCACCACCUGACUGCUGACUACACCACGCAAGCUGUGCACCACGGCUAUCACCAUGGCAACGUGGCUGAGUGGAGCCAGUACCCGCUGUUCUCUUACUCGUGCUGGUGAGGGGAUAACUGACUGAGAGGGACUUGAUGGGAAGUGAUGCUGCUGCGCCAUCUUGCCAGAAUGCUGAUGCAGUGCUCACAGCUAUGAGAAUGCAUGCCCAGACAAGGCUGAGGGCCUGAGGCCUGCGACGAGAAUAUCAUAACUGAAAGAUGAAAAGUAUCAGGAGCUCCCCUGUCACCAGUCUUCUGCACAGACUGUCAGGAUUCAGACUCCAGUUAUUGUGAGUGCAACAUUUGUGUUCUGCACCAUGCUGAAGGAUUGUUUAAUUUACUGUCUAUUUAUUUUGUAUUUCAUCUCAUGUUCAAGUGUAAAUAUUAUUUUUGUAAAAAAUAAAAAUAAAUAAACAUAAGUUGUGCAAUUUAUGUCCUUCUUCAAGUUGUGAUGUGAUCUGAAAAUAAAAGUCUAAAAGUAA